AACACGUUUGUAGAAAUUGUUAAUAUGGCAGAAAUUCGUGUAUCUAGUGUUGUUUAAGCUGUGAAACUAAUUGACAAAACAGUAAUCUAUUACUAAAGAGUGCUGUGAUGUGUACAAAGUCGUGAAUUUUCUGGUCCCGUCCAUAUAAAAGUCAAUUUUUUGUGAAAAAAACUGACUAAAAUAAUAUCUUCAUAUCAUAUUCAUUCCAAGUCAACAUCGAAGUUUUUGUGUUUUUUUUUUCCUCACGUUCAUCUACUUUGUUUAUUAUGAAUUUGAUUGUAUUCUGCCCUCAGUGACAUACAAUCAAAUUAAGUAUAACAGGUUAUUACAACGAGAUAUUGUCAUGGAUCUACAUGGAUCCCAUGCAAUUGCACAACUUGUGUGUCACGGUAUACAAACAAAGUGGUAGUGGUAAUUGACAUAAAACAAAAGUGUGUUGGUGUGCCCUGGCAGGUAUUAUAUAUUGGAGCCACUGGGCUAUGGCCAACCUGAAUUUUGAGCAGCCUCCACGCAGUAUUGCGAACACAAGCCUUACUUCGCGCGCGGGUGGUGGGGGGGGCUUAAAUUCGUCGACCCUUGCAGGUCAUGUCACGCCCACAUCGGGCAUGUUCUCAGGCUCAUCUGCGAGUACUUCAAGUACAGCGAACUCUGUGGUAGUGGUUACCAACGUUUAUCCUGGUGCAUCAGGAUCAGGAGGCACGCAGACCAGUCAUCAAUCCCAACAACAACAGCUCUCUCCUAUGAGUAGCAGAGGGCUGUUUGGACAAAGGGCUUUCACAGAUAGACGUACAAUGCCUGCUCUUGGAACCUCAAAUCCAAUGGGUAGUAUGGGCAGUUUUGGUAUACCUCCAAGUCGCAACUACGGAUCUCAAGGUGCGAUUAAUAAUUUCCAUUCUGUAUUUGGGAGUGGAGGAGGUGGAGAUACAAGUACACCCCCUCUAUUAGACCUUUCGGAAUUUCCAUCCUUGACAAAUAGAGGCCAGGGUGAUUCCAUGCCUCAGCCUAGUCCCAUGCCUGGAAAACAACCGUAUGUUGGAAUGGUAAAGCAACCAACAUCAGAGUCGAGUGAAUUUACUAUGAGUUCAGAAGAUUUUCCUGCUUUACCAGGCACACAAAACAGAGAAGGUCCAUCACCAGGUGGAAGUGUUUCUGGAGAUAAAAGUAUAUCCGUUGGUCUAGGCCCAGAAAUUGGCCAGGAUGUAUUGCAAGCAAAUAGAGCACCUGGAUCUGAGAAAUCUCAGUCGUCUAAAAGAGGCAUUCAAACAUCUCCAGAUGGAAAGGUGACAAAUAUACCUGCGAGUAUGGUAAAGGAUCAAUUUGGAAUGGUUGGUCUCUUAACUUUUAUCAGAGCAGCAGAAACGGAUCCAAAUUUAGUAUCUUUGGCGUUAGGACAAGAUCUUACAGCAUUAGGAUUGAAUCUUAAUUCUCCUGAAAAUUUGUAUCAAAAUUUUGGUGGUCCUUGGGCAGAAACACCGUGUAGACCACAGGAUAUUGACUUUCAUGUACCACCAGAAUAUCUUAUUAAUUCAGCAAUAAGGGAUAAGUUAGCACCAGUUAAACUAAAUCGGUACAAAGAUGAUCUACUAUUUUAUAUGUUUUAUACAAAUGUUGGGGAUGUCUUGCAACUGGCAGCUGCGGCAGAAUUGUACAGCAGGGAAUGGAGAUAUCACAUGGAGGAGAAAGUGUGGAUAACGCAAGCACCUGGGUUAGGACUUGUAGAAAAAACAUCGACAUAUGAACGUGGUACUUACUAUUAUUUUGAUGCGCAAAACUGGAGGAAGGUAGCUAAGGAAUUCCAUCUGGAUUAUACAAAACUAGAAAGUAGACCUCAUCUUCCCACAAACUUUCAUCAAACCCAGCCUUGACUACAGAUCUGUCUGCAGAAAGUUAUGCUGUCUUUAAGCUGGAGAGGAAUCAGCUAUUGUAUAAAUGAACAAAUUUAAUAAUCUUUAAUAAAAAUAUAAAAUUUGAAGAGAGAGAGA
Molecule: messenger RNA, 1982 nt
Organism: Polistes canadensis
Lineage: Eukaryota; Metazoa; Arthropoda; Insecta; Hymenoptera; Vespidae
Product: CCR4-NOT transcription complex subunit 2
Exons: 8
Coding region: 480-1865 (461 amino acids)
Biological process (GO): nuclear-transcribed mRNA poly(A) tail shortening; regulation of stem cell population maintenance; regulation of DNA-templated transcription
Cellular component (GO): CCR4-NOT core complex; P-body
Source: RefSeq, a predicted model, not a curated record